UCGGGAUGAGCAAGUUCCUGUAUACAGUCUCUCUUUCCUACCUCUCUGUUCUUCUGUGCUGUGGUGCAUCCCCAUGGCAGACCAUAGGCACAGGUACAUCUCUCCAAGUAGAUCGUGGUGAAACCUUGCUUGUCUCACCAGACACAACCUUCUCCUGCGGCUUCUACCCGUCUGGAGAUGACACGAAUGCCUUCUACUUCUCCAUCUGGUUCACCCAUGCCACCGACAGGACUGUGGUCUGGACAGCAGAUUCCGGACUUCCGGUGAACGGCCAUGGCUCCAAGAUAUCCUUGAGCCAUGAGGGCAACUUGGUCCUUACUGAUGUCAAUGGCACCACGGUUUGGGAGAGCAAGACUGGCUGGGGCAAGCACACGACGGUGUCUCUGCUCAACAGUGGCAAUCUUGUAAUCAAGGCCUCCGAUGACAAGAUCGUGUGGCAGAGCUUCGACUGGCCUACUGACACCCUGCUUCCAUCACAGCGUCUCACAAGAGAAAAGAGGUUAGUCUCCCAAUCUGGUUACCAUGUCCUCUAUUUCGACAAUGAUAAUGUCCUCCGGCUACUGUACAAUGGACCAGACAUCACAAGCAUAUACUGGCCAAGUCCAGACUACAAUGCAGUGCAAAACGGCCGGACUAGGUUCAAUAGCAGCAAGAUAGCAGUUCUGGAUGACGAGGGCAGAUUCUUGUCAAGCGAUGGGUUCAAAAUGGUAGCAUUGGAUUCAGGUUUAGGGAUACAGAGAAGGAUCACCAUUGAUUAUGAUGGUAACUUCAGAAUGUACAGUUUGAAUGCAUCAAAUGGCAACUGGAAUAUCACAGGGGAGGGUGUAUUGCAGAUCUGUUAUGUGCAUGGAUUGUGUGGAAGAAAUGGAAUUUGUGAGUACUCACCAGGUCUCAGAUGUACUUGUCCUGCAGGAUACGAGAUGGUUGAUCCUGAGAAUUGGAGCAAAGGCUGCAGGCCAACAUUCAGCAUCAGUUGUGGAAAACAACGCGAGGAUUUUACCUUCAUCAAGAUUCCUCAUGGUGAUUAUUAUGGCUUUGAUCUGACUUCAAACAAAUCAAUCUCGUUUGAAGAAUGCAUGCUGUCUUGCAAGGACAGUUGUGUGUGCUUAUCUUUCACCUACAAAAGUGGAGAGGGUCUAUGUUACACCAAAGACCUGCUCUACAAUGGUCAGGUUUAUCCAUAUUUUCCUGGAGACAACUACAUUAAACUUCCUAAGAACGUUGCUUCAACAUCUUUGGUCUCCAAACAUCCUGAUCUUACCUGCAAGACAAAUGCUUCCAAAGUUAUGCUAGCAUCCAUAGAUGCAUACAGAAAAAAUUCUGACAACAUAAUGUGGGCAUACUUAUUUAUCUUUGCUUCUAUAAUAGGAGCAGUUGAAUUGGUUUUUAUCAUGAUAGGGUGGUACUUUCUUUUUAAAAUGCAUAACAUACCAAAGUCCAUGGAGGAAGGUUACAAAAUGAUAACAAGCCAGUUCAGGAGGUUUACAUACCGUGAAUUGGUGGAAGCAACAGGAAAAUUCAAAGAAGAACUAGGAAAAGGGGGCAGUGGUACAGUUUACAGAGGAGUACUUGGGGACAAGAAGGUGGUGGCAGUUAAGAAACUUACAGAUGUUAGACAGGGUGAAGAGGAAUUUUGGGCUGAAGUGACUUUAAUUGGGAGGAUCAAUCACAUAAAUUUGGUCAGAAUGUGGGGGUUUUGCUCAGAGGGUCGGCACAGGUUAUUAGUCUAUGAGUAUGUGGAGAAUGAGUCAUUGGAUAAGUACCUUUUUGAUGACAGUGGCACCAGAAGAUUGCUCUCAUGGAGCCAGCGAUUCAAGAUUGCCUUGGGAACAGCUAGAGGCCUUGCUUACCUCCAUCAUGAAUGUCUUGAAUGGGUUGUUCAUUGCGAUGUUAAGCCAGAAAACAUACUGUUGAACCGAGAUUUCGAAGCCAAGAUAGCAGACUUUGGACUAUCCAAACUUUCAAAGAGGGAUAGUACUACCUUCAACUUUACUCAUAUGAGAGGCACAAUGGGCUACAUGGCACCAGAAUGGGCACUGAAUUUGCCAAUCAAUGCAAAGGUCGAUGUUUACAGCUAUGGAGUUGUGCUUCUGGAGAUUGUGACUGGGAGUAGGGUUUCAAGCGGGAUAACAAUAGAUGAAGAAGAUAUAGACUUGAUGCAAUUCGUGCAGAAGGUAAAACAGAUUCUCACUAGCGGUGCAGACCUCGACAAUAUAGUGGACAAUAUGCUGAAAGGCCAUUUCAAUUUUGAUCAAGCAAAAGUGAUGGUGAAGACAGCAGUUUCAUGUCUUGAAGAAAGGAGCAAGAGGCCAACAAUGGAUCAAAUCAUAAAAGAUCUCAUGGUAUAUGACGAUGAAGAUUAUCACCCAGCAUACCUUUGACCACUUGUAAUCAGAAAAAUGAUAUAAAGAGAACAAGGCUUAGUCUCCAACCCAUAGGUCCCACGCUCAUCUUAGAAGAAGAAAAGAACAGUAACAAAAUGCAAAUGUCAUUCUGCAUAUUGUGUACCUCACAACAUGAAAUGGAAAUAUUAGAUAUAUUCCUUUUAUUUUCAGCCUUGCAUCUUUUGUGUGUGCUUGGCAUUUCUAGAUGCAACCUAGCUGAUAUGGAAGAUUAACGACAGGGCUAUAAAUCAUCUUUUCAUGUUUGUCUGGUAUAUCCU
Oryza brachyantha (malo sina) is the source of this 2662-nucleotide messenger RNA. RefSeq names its product putative receptor protein kinase ZmPK1. The transcript has a single exon. The coding region runs from base 6 to 2381 and encodes 791 amino acids. NCBI's taxonomy places the organism in Eukaryota, Viridiplantae, Streptophyta, Magnoliopsida, Poales, Poaceae. Gene Ontology annotation, molecular function: protein serine/threonine kinase activity; ATP binding. Gene Ontology annotation, biological process: protein phosphorylation; recognition of pollen. The record is from RefSeq and is a predicted model, not a curated record.